CUCUGCUGUCAAUCUUUUUUUCCCCUGCCAGUUUACUUGCGAUCGCCAUAUUGGGUGCUCGCCUACUCGAAUGACUUGUCUGUUUUUCUUCGGAAUUACUACGAGACGGGAUCGGAGGCGCGCGCUGUUUUCAUGACUUGUUUUCCACGCGCUCUAGUCUUUCUACACGCAUUCGCGCGUUUGUUAUGCGUGCGCUCUGCGACUCGCUCGGCUUUCUUGGGAGGGAUCGCUUUUAGUUAGACUGCGUCUGGCUCGAUUGCGACUGCGAAUCUCGGACAAACUUUCAUGUGCAAAAUGUCAAAAGUGCGCGUCUCCAAUGGAAGUCCUACGCUGGAGAGGGUGGACGCGAGGCAGGCGGACCAUGCCAAACCGCCGGUCUGCCGAAAUCUCUUCGGCACCGUGGAUCGCGAAGAGUUCGCCAGGGACGUCGAGGAGCAAAUGCGGGAGAUAGAGAAAGCGUCCAAAGAUAAAUGGAAUUACGACUUCGCUAAGAACGAGCCGCUCGCGCCGGGCAACUACGAGUGGCAGGAGGUGGACGCCAAAGAGGUGCCGGAGUUUUACAUCAGACCGCCUCACGUAAAACGGGCUACCUCUACCGGGACUGUGGACCAUAACGGGAACCACGAUUAUUUGUUGACAACUCCCUCCCUGGAGAGCGUAGGGGGGGACUCUGACAGCACGGAGACCGGGAGUCGGACGGACUGCCGAACGGCGCUCUCCACGCCGAGGAAAAGACCGUCGACAGAGGAUCAGGAUCUUCCUAGCCAAAGUAAAAGACCCAACGUCCACGCGACCGAGACGAGCCGCUGUCCGGAUACGACGAGUUCGCCCGAGCAAGAGCCCAGCAAGUCGGAUCCCAAAACGUAAACAAGAGAGAGAGAUGAAGACUCCUAUUUUCUCCAUCAAAUACUUCAAGAGCUUUAUGAAGUAAACAGGGACAGCUGUUGAAAAGUACAAAACGAGCCUUGGAGAGGCUGUAUAAGCACUGAAUUUUUACACUAAUGUUUUGGCACUCGACAGAAUAUAUUUGCCUCAAAAGCAGACGAUGUAGCAGUGUGCAAUUGGAGUUGCUUCAUUUGUUCUUUUACUACCUAUGUAUAUACUUUCAUUUUAUAUGUAGCACAUUUUAAAUGUAAUAUUAAGAUAAAAAACAAUCAUUUAUAAAUGGAGUGCGUUUGACUUGAAGAAUUGCUGUGCAGUUUUUAAACGUCUCCCCGAAAUUAACCCUUUUAAAGUAAAUAUCUAUGUGUACACACACACACACACACACACACACACACACCAUUUCCCUUUAAUUAGGUUAAACAAUCCCAUUGUCUCAGUUUUGGCUGGCUCAGGAUGUUAACGUUCAAAAGUACAAUUAAUGCGUAUCAGUGCUCAACAGCAGCCACAAUUUUGGCCAUUUUUAAGUUGCACAAAUGUCACUGUCUGCAUUAAUGCCAUUUAUGUUUAUUGGUACUUAAUAUGAUUUUACCAGCCAAGGUUACAGCACUUGGUCAUGGGGUGUUCUUCUCUGAAGGGAAUGUGAUUCCUAGUGUGGUAUUAAGGUUUUCAUGCUUCUUUACAGUAUUAUAUCCCUGGGUUAUUCCACUAAUUUUAUUUUCUUUUAUUUAAAUUAUUUCAUUUUUUUUCUUUUGUUAUUUUGGCAUAAUGAUAUAAAUUCUCAUGAACUACAAAUCCUACUGAGUACACAUUAAAAAAAAAAAAUUAAGUGCAACUGUAGUAACCAAUUGAUUUGAUUUUUUUUUUUUUUCUUGGUCAAUUUUAUGUUUUUCUAUUCAUUGCUGUGUAGCAUAAUGUUUAUAUAAAUAUAUAUAUUUCUUUUUUAUUCUUUAACACUGGGCCAUACAAUUAAGAACAACAUGAUGCCACUUCUUUGCCACAACAUAUUUGGCUUUCAUGUUGAACAUGACAUGGCACUAUGACAAAAAUAUGUAUAAAUCGACAAAAAACAAAAAAAACAAAAUUAAGACGUUACACUGCACGUGUGUAAAACAUUGAAGUGUACCUGAGUGUACUGCUUUGUAAAGAAGAAAAAAAAAAGUAUAAAAAAACACUGAGGAAAUUAUACUAACUUAUUUAUGUCAAGCUUUUUGUCGUUUAUGACUAUCCAAAGUGGCAUUUGUGCAUUUUCUGUAUGUACUUCUUUUUAUAAGUUUUUUUUUUCCUUUUCUUUUUUUUUCACAAAUUUGUGCAAGGUUGCAAACUGAGCCUAUUAAGAAUUUGAUGUGGAUUGUGUACUGCUUUAUAAAUGAGAUGAUUAAACAAUAAUGACAUGGACACCUUCA
Messenger RNA from Ctenopharyngodon idella (grass carp), 2288 nucleotides. RefSeq names its product cyclin-dependent kinase inhibitor 1Ba (gene cdkn1ba). Gene Ontology annotation, cellular component: cytoplasm; nucleus. NCBI's taxonomy places the organism in Eukaryota, Metazoa, Chordata, Actinopteri, Cypriniformes, Xenocyprididae. Gene Ontology annotation, molecular function: cyclin-dependent protein serine/threonine kinase inhibitor activity; protein-folding chaperone binding. The transcript is spliced from 3 exons. The coding region runs from base 286 to 867 and encodes 193 amino acids. The record is from RefSeq and is a predicted model, not a curated record. Gene Ontology annotation, biological process: negative regulation of cell population proliferation; regulation of cell cycle; G1/S transition of mitotic cell cycle.